GGCGCGCUGCCCCGUUCUGUCCUCUCCUUCAUCCCGCCCGCCCCCAGAGAUUUUCCGCGCCUACAACCGCGUCCCGCGCGCCAAAAUCUGGGAAGAAGUAAACCCCAGGGUGCCGCCAAUGCCGCCGAAAACAAAGGCUGGAGCUCGCCGUGCCCUCUUCCUGGACGAGGGAAACUGAGUUGUCUGAGCAAUUGUGCUUUUGGUGGUGCCUAGUGUGUGUAUACAUCAAAAUGGGAGAGUUGUGACACCCGGAGCAAGCGCAAGUAAUUCAUGAUAACGCUGACUUUAUCCAGCCUUGCUACAAUGCCUUCUAAGUCAUGUAUGAACUUUAUAGCUAUAUCUGUGUUACUUAGACUGAAAUAACAUAAUGUGAGCCGUGUUAUAUUGGGAGCAUGGUAGUAGUGUUUUCUGCUAUUUUUCUUUAUUUCGCUUCAUGGAAAUAUUUUGAGUGUCUUUUCAAUCGCAGCAAGCACAUGGGUUAUUAUGAAUAUUAAUAAUGUGUAAGCUUCACUGAGAUGUCAUAGUUGAUCUUGUAAAGCCUGUGUUCUGUGCAUUGCAAGAUGUAGAGGCCGUUGGAGCCAUGCCUUUCAUUAUCCAAAGAUCUAAAAUAAGAUAUUUUUGUAUUUACGGCCAUGGCAAAUGAACCUUCAGAUGCAUUGUACAACCAUCUAUGUAUUCAGCAUUGUGUAUUCAGCAUGUUCUCGUCACCUCUCGAUGUUGGGCUGGCUUGUACUCUGUUUACGUCGAUGAUCAAGUCCACGCUGGUGCACUGGCAAACUGACUAAAAGGAUCAAGAGUUUAAACACCAAGUUUUGAUUUUCAAUAUUUUUUAUAACGAGUUUUAAGGUGAAUUCUGAAUGGUUUCAUAGGGCAAGGUUGAAAGUGAACUCUUCUUCUUCCCUCCCACUCUCGACAUUAGCGCCAAAGACCCUCAUUUCAAAAUCCCACCCCGUCACCGCCGCCUCCAUGGCCAAGAGCCCUAAGGCGGCGGCAGCCACCACUCGGCGACCCACCAGAAAACCCCGCGCCGCCUCCGCCUCCGCCGCUUCCGCGCCCCCCUCCGCGGACAUCGAGGACCUGGCGGUGCCCGCCUCGGCGGCGGCCGCGGUGCGCGCGGGGCUGCUCCCGUGGUACGACGCGCACCGCCGCGACCUGCCGUGGCGGUUCUCCGCGGCGCCCGGGCGGGAGGGUAAAGAGGAGAGGGCGUACGCGGUGUGGGUGUCGGAGGUGAUGCUGCAGCAGACGCGGGUGCCCGUCGUCGUCGACUACUACUCCCGGUGGAUGGCCCGGUGGCCCACCGUCGAGACCCUCGCCGCCGCCACGCAGGAGGAGGUGAACGAGAUGUGGGCCGGGCUCGGGUACUACCGGAGGGCUCGAUUUCUCCUGGAGGGGGCUAAACAGAUUGCUGAAAAGGGGGAGUUCCCUAGCACGGCCUCAACACUUCGUCAGGUUCGUGGCAUUGGGGAUUACACAGCUGGAGCCAUUGCUUCCAUAGCGUUCAAUGAGGUCACUCCACUUGUGGAUGGAAAUGUUGUGCGUGUUCUCAGCAGGCUUUUUGCUAUUGCUGAUAAUCCAAAAGAAUCCUCAACGGUGAAGAGAUUCUGGGAGCUUGCUGGUCAACUGGUUGAUCCUUCAAGGCCAGGAGACUUCAACCAAGCAAUGAUGGAAUUAGGAGCAACACUUUGUAGCAAGACGAAGCCUGGCUGCUCACAGUGCCCUGUCUCUAGCCACUGCCAAGCACUUGAGCUUUCCCGAGAAAAUCCAUCAGUUGGAGUUACAGACUACCCACGAGUGGUACCAAAAUCCAAACCACGGUGUGAUUUCGCAGCGGUUUGUGUUGUUGAGAUCGCACAAUGCUUGGAGCCAGAUAUGGCAGAUCGAAGGGGCAAGGAUAAUCUCUUUCUCAUGGUAAAGAGGCCAGAACAGGGCCUGCUUGCAGGGCUCUGGGAGUUCCCAUCUGUUCUUGUAGAUGAAAGUAAGACUGAUUUGGUAAACCGGAGAAAAGAGAUGGAUACAUAUCUGAAACAGUUGCUUGGCAUAGACCUUAAACGAACAUCCGAUGUGAUCCUCAGGGAGGAUGUUGGUCAGCAUGUUCAUAUUUUCUCCCACAUUCGCCUGACUAUGAACGUUGAGCUGGUGAUUCUCACGGUCAAAGUUGUAGAUGACGUGGGUCGUCUAUGCGAAAAAGGACAAGAUAACGCCGAACUGAAACUCGUCGAUGAAAGUUCAAUUGAUUCCAUGGGCUUGACAUCAGGAAUUCGGAAGGUUUACAACAUGGUGAAGGCUUUCAAGAUGAAAAAGCUCCCGGAGCAGAGCCCAAUGCCCACGAGGAAAAGGAGUAGACGGCAAAAGCAGUAGCAAUGUAGCAAUGUAGCUAAAGCAUUCCGUAUGUAUCUGGAUUGCUGACUCAAAACUGCCAGCAAACUGUUGCAUUGUGGCAAGCUCGCUGGAAGGAAACUAGUAGUGUCGUCCGAAUAUCUGCCACUUCCUGAAACCUUAAUUUAGUGCCUUCUUAAUUCUCCAUUGGUUUACUCGAGUAAAAUUUCCUUGUGUUGGAUCAUGAAA
Molecule: messenger RNA, 2565 nt
Organism: Brachypodium distachyon (stiff brome)
Lineage: Eukaryota; Viridiplantae; Streptophyta; Magnoliopsida; Poales; Poaceae
Product: adenine DNA glycosylase
Exons: 10
Coding region: 967-2358 (463 amino acids)
Biological process (GO): mismatch repair; base-excision repair
Cellular component (GO): nucleus
Molecular function (GO): purine-specific mismatch base pair DNA N-glycosylase activity; oxidized purine DNA binding; adenine/guanine mispair binding
Source: RefSeq, a predicted model, not a curated record